AUGACGGAAGACAGCGAAGCCACGAAGCCUCAAGGCGGCGAGAUCGCCGUCGAAGAAGGCGCAGACGACUCUCUGAAAUCGGAGGUUCCACCGUCUCCGUCGCCCCCUCCGGCUAUAUCCCUCAACAUCUGGCCGCCAUCACAGCGGGCGCGGGAUGCCGUGAUCCAUCGCCUGAUCGACACGCUCUCCUCCCCCUCCGUCCUCACGAAGCGCUACUGCGUCGUCCCCGAAGAGAUGGCGGCCGCCACGGCCCGCAUCAUCGAGCAGGAAGCCUUCGACGCCGCCAACUCCGGCAGUGGUCGGGAAGUCGCUUCCAUUGACGAGGGACUGGCAGUCCUCCAGAUCUACUCCAAGGAUAUCAGCAAGCGCAUGAUGGAUUUCUUAAAGUCGAAGCCCUUGCCAGCCUCAUCUGCGCCCACCACCGAGGAAGCGGUUGACAAGGCGGUUUCUGUGCCAGCUGAAUCUGCCACCACUACUGAAUCUGCCAUCACUGCUGCUGGUGGUGACGAAGAGGCCUCGUCCGUCGAACAAGAGUCCGCGUCCAUCAUCGAACAGGAGUCUGCGUCCGUCUGA
This is a messenger RNA of Zingiber officinale, 573 nucleotides long. Its product is annotated as MFP1 attachment factor 1-like. The record is from RefSeq and is a predicted model, not a curated record. Gene Ontology annotation, biological process: mitotic cell cycle; lateral root development. Bases 1 to 573 code for a protein of 190 amino acids. Lineage: Eukaryota; Viridiplantae; Streptophyta; Magnoliopsida; Zingiberales; Zingiberaceae. The transcript has a single exon.